AUGCAGCUCACAUGCUGCCUCCGGCAGACUGGACACCUUCCCCGCAUACAACGAUACCCUGGCAUCUGUGCCCAAACAGCCGCCUGUCAUUUUCCUGGAGCCCAUGGCGUCGUGCCCGAGGCUCUGCUGAAUCAGCCCAGUGCCGUCUGGCACCCACCACACUGCCGAGAUCUCAGUCCCAAGGUCGUGAGCGGAGUCUGGAUGGGGCCAAGUCUGGCUUCAUCGCCCUCCGACACCACUCAGCUUAUAUUUGGCACCCUUUACCCUGCGUAUUAUUCCUACAAGGCCGUCAAGUCCAAGGACAUUAAAGAAUAUGUCAAGUGGAUGAUGUACUGGAUUAUAUUCGCACUGUUCACCACCGCUGAGACGUUCACAGACAUCUUCCUUUGUUGGUUUCCAUUCUAUUAUGAACUAAAAAUAGCGUUUGUAGCCUGGCUGCUGUCUCCCUACACAAAAGGCUCCAGCCUCCUCUACAGGAAGUUUGUACACCCCACGCUGUCUUCUAAAGAAAAGGAAAUCGAUGAUUGUCUCGUCCAAGCAAAAGACCGAAGUUACGAUGCCCUUGUGCAUUUUGGGAAGCGGGGCUUGAACGUGGCGGCCACAGCGGCUGUGAUGGCAGCUUCCAAGGGACAGGGUGCCUUAUCAGAGAGACUCCGGAGCUUCAGCAUGCAGGACCUCACCACCAUCCGGGGAGACGGCACCCCCGCUCCCUCAGGCCCCUCACCACCCGGGGCAGGGCGGGCCAGCGGCAAACACGGCCAGCCUAAGAUGUCCAGGAGUGCUUCGGAGAGCGCUGGCGGCUCAGUGUGCACCUGUUGCUCCACCUGCAGGACUCGGAAAGGCACCGCCUAGAACCCUUCGAUCUCGCUUCAGGAAGAAAAGUACCUCAUCCUCGGCCACUGAAACCACGUGAGAUGAGCCAACAGCACCGGAUCCACAGAAUGUCUCUUCUCUGCCUUAAAGAGCUAUUCACUAAUAACAACUCCGCGAGCUGGGUGUGCUUUAAGUGUGCAGCCUCACAGACAGGGCCUUUUUCCUCUCCCCUCUUCCACUUUUAAGAAUUUUUCUUUUUUUCCUUUCCUUUUCUUUAUUUUGCAGGGGAGAGGCUAAAAGGAAAGUUAGCAUGGGGGGGAGUGACCUUUAAGUCUUCUGAGGUUAGUCAUUUUCCACCAUCAGAUCGUCAUGACAGACAGCAGUGUGGUUUUUUAAAUCUAAGGGAAUCGCCCCAUGAUGCUAAGGUGUACAUUUGUAAUUUAUCUGUUGCAUACUUACUUUUUAGUCCUGUAAAUGCAAACAAAGCGAUUUUUAAACUUUUUGUUCUUGAUACUAAUACUUUGGACUAUGAUGUACAUAUUUAUGGCUUUUGGCUUAAUAUAUGACUUGCAAGGGCUGUCGGAGGUUCUGAUAUGUAAAAAAAACUGCAGAAACAAAUGUAGAAAAACAUUGUGAUUCUAGAAAAUGUCUCAGAUGCGCUCACAAAGCUUCCGAAUAGACCUCCAACAGAACAUCCCACUUCCUGCAGGAAGAUGCUCCAUAUCCCUCACGUAGCUGUGUAGUUCGUAGACAGAGAAGUUAGGAGUUUAGAGAUACAGUAUUUUAGCAAGAGAUGAGUGUGAUGAGAGGUCAGGAGAACGUCCUAGGAUAGGAGUCACAGGAAGCUUAUUUCCCCCUUGGAUUCAGGACUAGGAGUUUCCGGAUCCUUCCCGGGAAUUUACUACCACCUGAGGCAAGGGGGCUCACCCUGGGCAAAACUUGCUGAGGAUGAGAACUCACAGAGCUGCUGAGGAGAGUCAUUUUGAAUGCUUGGCAAAUGACCACUUCUCCAUCGUGUCCAGAGCUGUGACUAAUCUCCCUGGCAGAGGAGCCCACGACCUGAGCACCAUGUUUUAGAGAACACUACACCAAAAAAACCCCACAAAAACCUACAACUCCACUGUUUCCAAUAUGCUAUAAAAUAUAGCUUACACACGUGUGUUAAACGGUGGGUUCUAGAAAGGCUUUAGGGCUUGAGUGCUUGCUGGAAUAUGACUUGCUGCUGAGAUCUGAGGGCGCUGCGGCCCACACCUGUGUCCUUCCCCGCCAGGGCUGAGCGCAGGAAGGAGCAAUUCCCCUCACGGCGCUCCAGGUGUCACCAGGUGUCACGUACGAGCCCGGGUCGCUUAGCAGGGAAUAAAGCACUAUCUGAGGGGACUCCUCACUCAGACUGAGAACUUUAUGUGAGAGAACCUGGUGGAAAUGCACUUGGUCUGAGGUAGCUGCCUUCCCCUGGGAGCCAAGCCGAAUGUAGGCCUCGUGUACUUGUGCUUAGAGUUGGUGUUUUCCUUCCGUGUGAUGCAUGCAGUGGUCACGACCCAGUUACUCUGAAUAUCUGGAUUGUGUUUGUCUGUAGAUACGCCCUGAAGAUUAGUGAAUUAGCAUUACAUGCCACAUAGAACUCGCUGUCAACCCACCUAAACAGGCCCAAGAAAAGACCGCGCCAUCACUGAGCUACGGACGCACAGCAAUGGCCUCUGGUGGUGACGCACGAGCCGGAUCUUAGUCACGUCAGAAAGCAUUUCAUUUGAAGUUGAUUGCUGCCAGACACAUAUACUGAAAUCCCUGCUUCGCACAGUUCCCCUGAAGGUGGCUGUAUACUUUACAAAGGGAUUUACAAAGAGUACCCUAAAAGCAAAUUUGGAGUUGAAAGGGCAGAGGCUGUCCGCUUAUGUGCCCUACGCCCUCCGAUACCUGCACCUGUCAUGAAGACAGAAAAUCUGUUCUCUUCACACUCAUUGAAUAGUUCCAGACAGAGGAAAUAUAUACUCUUUAAAACGUAUUUACCUGUUAGUUGGGGGCACCCCAAAUUACCAGAAACAAACGCGAAAAAAAAAAAAAAAAAAAAAAAGUAAGUUAAA
This is a messenger RNA of Tupaia belangeri chinensis (Chinese tree shrew), 2894 nucleotides long. RefSeq names its product receptor accessory protein 1 (gene REEP1). Gene Ontology annotation, cellular component: endoplasmic reticulum membrane; cytoplasmic microtubule; endoplasmic reticulum tubular network. Lineage: Eukaryota; Metazoa; Chordata; Mammalia; Scandentia; Tupaiidae. Gene Ontology annotation, biological process: endoplasmic reticulum tubular network organization. The transcript is spliced from 8 exons. The coding region runs from base 1 to 852 and encodes 283 amino acids. Gene Ontology annotation, molecular function: microtubule binding; olfactory receptor binding. The record is from RefSeq and is a predicted model, not a curated record.